AUGGAGGGAGUAGAGAACGAGAAUGUCUAUGGAAAGGCAGAAGAAUACUGGAAACAAGCGUCUGCUGACGUCGAUGGGAUGCUUGGCGGCUUUGCACAUCUACACACACCCGAUAUAAAAGACUCAAAGGCUUUUAUACAACAACUCAAGAAGAAAAAUUUAUUAAUGAACAUGGAUUAUGCAUUGGAUUGUGGCGCCGGUAUUGGGAGAGUAACGAAACAUUUGUUGAUGCCCUUGUUUGGUAAAGUUGACAUGGAAGACGUUGUCGAUGAGUUAAUCAAAAAGUCGGACGAUUACAUCGGAAACGAUGCUCGAGUGGGCCAGAAAUUUGUUGAAGGUCUGCAGACAUUCACUCCACCUGAGGGUCGCUACGACUUGAUAUGGAUACAAUGGGUCAGCGGUCACUUAACUGACUCAGAUUUCAUUGAAUUCUUUCAAAGAUGCAAGCAAGGAUUGCGUCCCGGUGGCUGCAUUGUGCUGAAAGACAACUUGGCUGGCGGAGAAAAAGACGAGUUUGAUGAGGAGGAUCAUUCAUGGACUCGACCAGAAGCAAAAGUGCUCAACCUUUUCACCGAAGCUGGUCUUCAGAUGGCUGUUUCGAAGACGCAAACUGGUUUCCCCAAAGGAAUGUACAAAGUCAAAAUGUUUGCUCUUAAA
Molecule: messenger RNA, 657 nt
Organism: Mesorhabditis belari
Lineage: Eukaryota; Metazoa; Nematoda; Chromadorea; Rhabditida; Rhabditidae
Source: the annotation of a GenBank genome assembly